UUGGCUGUGCGUUUGGACUCUAAGAGCUUUGUCAUGCCGGGUCCAGCCCUUUGCGUUUGUUAGUCACUGUCUUUUCUCCAGCUCCUGAGGUGUUUACCUGCUUGUGUGGACAUAUAUGUGCUAAAGCUCAUGUUCACAGGACAGGGUUGCUUGGCUGAAAUGUUGCAAUAAUUUUCUUCUGCAGUGUGGUUUUGUGACUGAUGCUUCUCCUCAUCGUGCACUUUAACGAGUGUAGGAGCAGCUGAAAAGCUGCCAUUGAAGGAUCAGCCAUGCUUGGGUGCAUCCAGGCAGAGUUGUUGGUGACUUUGGCUCUGGUCAUUCUGGCCCACACUGGAAUUAAAUGCAGAGCUGAAGGUGACUUACUAUCAAUUACUUUACCAGCAUGGAGUGGCACAUCAGCCCAUGUUGUGCAGUGUUUCUCUAACAAACAUGAGACUUGUGACUGGACAAGCAGCCAAAGAACAGCUCUAGGGGAUGUAAAACUUGACACUCUGGAGAGCCAUCCAUUGGAAUUUGUGGGUGAGGCCUGUUUGGAGUUCUGGUAUCUGGCCCCGGUUGCAUCGCGUGGCUCUGAGCUUCGUGCUCUACUCAAAAGCAGCACUGGUCUUGUGGAAAUCUGGACAUCCCCUGCACUCCCCCGAAAUUCAUGGAAACAAUCAUUUAUAUCCUUGACUAUCUCUGACCCAGGCUCACAGAUUGUUUUUGAAGCUGUCCAAACAGUGUCCCUAGACUGGACUACACUGAGAUGGGUUGGUGUAAAAGGAGGCCCAUGUGGAAACCCGUGUGACUCUGCCACUGACUUGUGGACAGACUCCUCCACACGCUGCCUCUGUUCUGCUGGCCAGCUCUCUUGCUUUCCCUCUCCGUGCCCUACAAAGCAAACAUGUGGUCCUCAAAGGGGAGACUCGAAUGGAGUUGCAACCUCUGGGGUUUGCACUGUACACAAUCACAUUCACUACACCACCUUUGAUGGAGUAAUGUUUGGCUUCAUGUCGCCCUGCUCUUACGUGUUGGCCAAGACUUGCUCACCCACUGAAGUCCUGCCCAGGUUUACUGUAGAGGUGAUCAACAAGCAGAAAGAAAAUGCAGAUCUACCAACUAUUCAACAAGUGGUUGUGGAGCUGGGGAAUGUGAGACUGUCCAUUCUUAAAAGCCAGUCAGACUUUAUUGUGGUUAAUGGUGUCUCGAGGAAGCUUCCACUUAACCUUGACCAUGGCUCUAUCAACGUUCGAAGCAACACUGAAGCUGUAGUACUGGAAACUAGCUUUGGUCUGUCUGUUUCAUACAACCAUGCCGGAAAUGUUCAUGUCACUGUGCCACGUCAGUAUUCCGACAGAGUCUGUGGAUUGUGUGGAAACUUUAACUUCCUGAGAGAUGAGUUCACAAAGUCCGAUGGUACAACUGCUGAAGAUACUUCAGCUUUUGCUGAAAGUUGGAAGACUGUGGAUACUGCUUCCUGUGAAAUCCUUCUGGUGCCUCAGCUGUGUGACCCAUUGCUGGAGGCUAACUAUGGCAGUGAGCUGUAUUGUGGACGCUUACGUUCUGGUUCUGGGCCCUUUCCUAGUUGUCUAUCAGUUAUUGAGGCAGAGAGCUACUUUAGAGCUUGUGUCUCAGGAAUGUGUUCUGGUGAUCAAGCAGUUCUUUGUGAGACCUUUAAAGCUUAUGAAGAUGUCUGCAGACGGGCAGGAGUUGUUGUAGACAUGUGGAGGAACUCGACAGUCUGUCCCCUUCAGUGCAACGAGAACAGCCACUAUAAAUCAUGUGCUGAAGGCUGUCCUGAAGUGUGCUCCAUUCUAGACCUACCCAGUCCCUGUGGAAGCUGUGAAGAAAGAUGCGAGUGUGAUUCUGGCUUUAAGCUCAGUGGGGACAACUGUGUCUCAAAAGAACACUGCGGAUGCUGGCAUAAAGAAAAGCACUAUGCGCACGAUGAAACAUUUGUGGAGGGAAACUGUGUGCAGCAGUGCCACUGCAUGGGUAAUGCUGUGCAGUGCACUGCAAUGCAGUGUGGAGAUGAUGAAAUUUGUAAAGAUAAGGAUGGUGUCAAAGGCUGUUUCCCUUUAAAACCUGCCACCUGCAGUGUUUAUGGAGAUCCCCAUUAUAUCACCUUUGACAACUCUGUCUAUGACUUUCAAGGAGGUUGCAGUUACACACUAACCACUACCUGUGGUGAACAGAGCUCUAUCCAGUUCACUGUAACUGGAUUCAACAUGCAUCCUACCACUCGAUCUUUCACCAGGUCCAAGCUUCAGGCUGUCUCUCUACAGGUGGCUGACCUGCACCUCACUCUGAAUCAGACCAGGGAUGUCUAUGUAGAAGAUGGCCUGGUCAGACUCCCUUAUUCAACAAAUGGUACAUUUGGCACAAUGUGGAUCUACAAGAGAAGAAAUUCUGUUGUUUUGAAGACUACUUUUGGAUUGAAAAUGGAAAUAGAUGGACACAACAGAUUGUUCCUGCAGGUAGAUGAGAGCUAUAAAUAUGAGCUCUGUGGACUGUGCGGCACCUACUCUGAAUAUCAGGGAGAUGACUUUUUAAUGCCAAAUGGUCUAAUUGCUGCUGAGGCAUUUGAGUUUGCUGACAGCUGGAGAGUGAACAACAAUUAUGUGUGCAUUGCCCAUCCCAGUAAACCCAGAGAAUGUGUUGGUGAGGAGAAUUAUGAGGCUGACAGGGAAUGUUCAGUAGUUCUGGGAGAUGCUUUCCAGGCCUGCCAUGAACACAUUCACCCAACAAUCUACCUGUCAAGCUGUGUAUAUGACUACUGUGACACAAGUGGUGACAGAAGCACACUUUGUGAAUCAAUUAAGUCAUAUGUGGCUGCAUGCCAGGUUGUAGGAGUGGAGCUUUCCAACUGGUGGAUUGGUACAGCUUGUGCUGACUCUUUAACCACGGGAGCUCCAACAACCCCCCAUCCAGAUCAGACUUUGUGUCCACUCGACUGCAAUUUUGACAUGAAUAUUUGUGGAUGGGAGCAACUAAUUCAGGAUAGUUUUGAUUGGACAAGACAUUCAGGGCCCACCUCAUCAAAUCUGACUGGACCAAACAAUGACCACACCACUGGAGAGGGAUUUUACAUGUACAUUGAGGGAGAUGGCGUUACCCAUGGAGACUCUGCUCGCUUGAUGAGCUCGGUGUGCCAUUUUGGUGGUGCACUGUGCUUGAACUUCUGGUACUACAUGCAUGGUUCAGCCACAAGCAUGGCUCUCAAUAUUUACCUGCUUAAGAAUAAUAGAGCAACAAAACUAUGGUCUGUAAGAAAUAACCAAGGACCAGAAUGGCGUUUGGCCAGUGUUGAUGUCAUGGUCUUCAGUCCAUUUCAAAUCAUAGUAGAGGGCAUAAGAGGCUCUGAUGCUCUAUCAGAUAUUGCCAUCGAUGACAUUUCCAUCAGUUUAGGCUCUUGUUCAGAAUUUCUUAAAGAAAAAACCAGCCAGGCUGCAGCUAUACGUCCAUUGGCCAUUGCAGAAGUGCAAUCUUCACAGCAAAUGUGCAGUCUUGACUGUAGCUUCAACAACAAUCUGUGUACCUGGAGUCAGAUGACUACUGAUGCUUUUGACUGGACCAGAAGCAGUGGUUCUACCACUACACUGGCUUGUCCUGUUGACCACUCUGGGGAUUACAUUCAUGUUGAGGCCAGUAGUGUCACAUGGGGUGGUACAGCUCGCCUAAUCAGCUCAGAAUGUUCAAAUACUGGUCCUCAAUGUUUACAGUUCUGGUACCAUAUGUAUAGCUCCAGUAAUACAGUAGGCCUAUACAUUUACCUGCUUCAGAACAAUGUGGCUGAUGCCAUUUGGUGGAAAAGCAACAACCAAGGCAUUUUAUGGCGCUUGGCCCAAGUCAACUUUAACACGGCACAAAAUUUUCAGGUAAUAAUUGAAGGACACAAAGGUUCCAAUGACCAGUCAGAUGUUGCGAUUGAUGAAGUAAAGCUCUAUUCUGGACCUUGCUCAGGUCUAAGUGAAGUUAUUGAACCACAUAAAACUCAAAUAGAUGUAAGGAAAACUGUUUCGCCAAGUGUCCAAGCACCUACAGUGGUUCCUGAGCCUCCUGUGCUGACAGUUGUCACUGGAACACCAAUUCUACCCAUACUCAGUACCACCACUGUGGCUCCGAUGGUCCACCCCGUGCUCAGCGAAUCCACGGCAGUCUUUGUGAUCCACCCCGGAUGCCAACUUGGCUGUGAUUUUGAUACUGACUUUUGUCAAUGGAGUCAGCUGCUCACUGAUGUGUUUGACUGGAAGAGGCAUAGUGGUCCCAGUCGCACAACUGGUCCUUCAGAUUACGCAACAGGAAGAGGUCAUUACCUAUACAUUGAAGCAAACAAAACAACAAUGGGGGACACUGCUCGUCUCAUCAGCUCGCGAUGUUCAAAUACUGGCCCACAAUGUCUGCAGUUCUGGUACCAUAUAUAUGGUUCAGCAAACACUAUGGGCUUACACGUUUACCUGCUCCAGAACGGUGUGACCAAUGCUAUAUGGUGGAUGAGAAACAACCAAGGGAAUCAGUGGCACCUGGCUCAAAUAGAUUUCAAUACAACACAAGACUUUCAGGUAAUAAUAGAAGGACACAAAGGCUCAAAUGAAGAGUCGGAUGUUUCAAUUGAUGAUGUAAAGCUUGACUCUGGACAUUGUUCAGGUUUAAUUGGAGGUACUGAACCACAUCCAGCCCCAGUUCUCAAUGCCACGACGAGGGCCCCAGUUCUCAAUGCCACGACGAGGGCCCCAGUUCUCAAUGCCACGACGAGGGCCCCAGUUCUCAAUGCCACGACGAGGGCCCCAGUUCUCAAUGCCACGACGAGGGCCCCAGUUCUCAAUGCCACGACGAGGGCCCCAGUUCUCAAUGCCACGACGAGGGCCCCAGUUCUCAAUGCCACGACGAGGGCCCCAGUUCUCAAUGCCACGACGAGGGCCCCAGUUCUCAAUGCCACGACGAGGGCCCCAGUUCUCAAUGCCACGACGAGGGCCCCAGUUCUCAAUGCCACGACGCGGGCCCCAGUUCUCAAUGCCACGACGCGGGCCCCAGCUCUCAAUGCCACGACGCGGGCCCCAGCUCUCAAUGCCACGACGAGGGCCCCAGCUCUCAAUGCCACGACGAGGGCCCCAGCUCUCAAUGCCACGACGCGGGCCCCAGCUCUCAAUGCCACGACGCGGGCCCCAGCGCUCAAUGCCACGACGCGGGCCCCAGCGCUCAAUGCCACGACGCGGGCCCCAGCGCUCAAUGCCACGACGCGGGCCCCAGCGCUCAAUGCCACGACGCGGGCCCCAGCGCUCAAUGCCACGACGCGGGCCCCAGCGCUCAAUGCCACGACGCGGGCCCCAGCGCUCAAUGCCACGACGGGGGCCCCAGCGCUCAAUGCCACGACGCGGGCCCCAGCGCACUCCCCAGGAUGCCAACUUGACUGUGAUUUUGACAUUGGCUUUUGUCAAUGGAGCCAACUGCUCACUGAUGUAUUUGACUGGACGAGGCAUAGUGGACCCACUUCUACCCCUCAAACUGGUCCCCCUCUGGAUCAUACAUCAGGAGGAGGUCACUACCUUUACAUUGAAGCUGAAAAAGCAACACUUGGGGACACAGCUCGUCUCAUCAGCUCAAGAUGUUCAAAUACUGGUCCUCAAUGUCUACAGUUCUGGUACCAUAUGUAUGGUUCAGCAAAUACUAUGGGUCUUCACGUUUACCUGCUUCAGAACAGUGAGUCUAAAGCCAUUUGGUGGAAGAGUAACAACCAAGGAAAUCAGUGGCACUUGGCUCAAGUAGGCUUUAACACAACACAAGAUUUUCAGCUAAUAGUUGAAGGACGCAGAGGUUCGAAUGAGCAGUCGGAUGUUGCAAUUGACGACAUAAAGCUUCAUUCUGGACUAUGCUCAGGUCAAAGUGGCGUUACUGCACAACCAACUCAAACGGAUCAAAGGACAACCGUUUCUUCAAGUUACCAGGCACCUACCACAGUUGUCCCUGGACCCCCUUUGCUCCAUGUUACAAAUAAAACUCCUAAUUCCCCUGUGCUGCAAGUUUCAAAAGGAACCUCAGCGGCGCCGGUGGUGAGCGCCUCCACGGCGGCGACGGUCCAGCCAGAAUGCCAACUUGAUUGUGAUUUUGACACUGACUUUUGUCAGUGGAGUCAACUCUUCACUGAUGCGUUUGACUGGGAAAGACAUAGUGGGCCUGCUCAAAUUCUAAGUGGCCCCACUUCAGAUCACACAACAGGAGGAGGUCACUACCUUUACAUUGAUGCUAAAAAAGCAACACUUGGAGGCACUGCUCGUCUCAUAAGUUCCAAAUGUUCCAGCUCUGGGCCACAAUGUCUUCAGUUCUGGUACCAUAUGUAUGGCUCUGCUGACACAAUGGGUCUUCAUGUGUACCUUCUUCAGGACAAAGCAAUGUCAAUAUGGAGAAAAAAGAAUGACCAAGGAAACAUGUGGCAUUUUGCUCAAAUUCACUUGAUAACAACUGCAGCAUUCCAGGUCAUUGUUGAAGGACGACUAGGUUCGACUGAAUUGUCUAACAUUGCGAUAGAUGACAUUAUACUUCACGAAGGAUUCUGUGAAGACUCUGUCGAACCAUCAACUACCAGUCCAGUUAAGUUGAGUCCUGUAAUUAAUUCAAUACAGUCUCAAAUAAGUGGUUCUCAACCUGGAUCGUCUUCAACCACUGCUAAACCAGAGUUGACAACACUAGCUCUAACCAAUUCAACACCUAGGCCAAAUCUCUCAACGGCUAACCCUACAACUCUGCAACCAGGAGCACUUGAUACACCACCCUCUUGUGCAGAGAAUAGCCAUUACACCACCUGCAUUCCUAAAUGCAGCCCAACAUGUGCCUUCAUGCAUGGCCCACCAAACUGCAAUGUCAACAAAACUUGCACUGCAGGUUGUGCAUGUAAUGAUGGCUCUGUACAAAAAGGGAAGUAUUGUGUGCCUAUACAAGAGUGUGGCUGUGUGGACCGGAAUGGCUUCAAACAUAAUUUCAAUGACGUGUGGUACACCAAUCACUGCAGCCAGAAAUGUGAGUGUAAUGGUGAUCGCGGCCGUGGGGCAGUUUACUGUCAUGAUGAGGGGUGUGGUGAUGACGAAGUCUGUCUGCAAAGUGAAAUGGGCCAGUAUUACUGCGCAUCUACAGACUUCAGCGAGUGCACAAUCGAGGGGGACCCAGAGUACAAAACGUUUGAUAAAAUGAAGCAUGACUUUAAAGGGAUGCACUUGUAUGUGCUGGUCAGGACCAAAAACCUGCCAAGUAACCUUCCUGAAAUCUACAUAGAGGGUACCAAUGCAUGUGAGGAACAAAGCGGCCAAUCCAAUGAAGAGGAUGACGGCGGUCAGUCUGAAAUGGAACGAUUUCAGGAGCUUAAAGUCACAGUGUACAAUCUUACGGUGGUGCUCAAGCAGAAACACAAGGUGUUUGUGGAUGGACAACAAAUUAAAAUUCCAGUCUCUCCAGCUCCUGGCCUUAACAUCCAUGAGCAUUCCUCUCGUAUCUACCUGAGAACUGACUUUGGUUUUUCUGUGGAGUUCAGUUCAGACUGCAAAGCCGAGAUCAUUCUACCGCAUUUCUACAAGAGAAGGGUGGAGGGCUUGUGCGGAAACUUUGAUGGCCGAAAAAUAAAUGACAAUGUGAAACCAGAUGGCACUACGGCGAAAAGCAUUCAAGAAUCGUACUUCUUCAUCCCUAAAACCAAUAAAAAUGCUGACAGAAUCUUCAUCUCAUCUGUUCCUAUUUUAACAGCAACUACUGAACCUCCCGUGAUUCCUUUGCCUAUGACUACCACACAGACCACCAGCGAUGCCACAUCACCUUCUGGUGGUUUUCAAAUACCAGACUCAACGUCUGAAGCAACUACUGAACCUCCCGUGAUUCCUUUGCCUAUGACUACCACACAGACCACCAGCGAUGGCACAUCACCUUCUGGUGGCUUUCAACUAUCAAACUCAACAUCUGAAGGGAAUCCUAUCGUCGAGUCCUUGGACAAGAUACUUCACCCUCCUUGCUUGCUGGUGGUGGUCAGAGUGACUGGUGACCUCUGUGUACAGCAGCCUUAUCCAAGCUGUGGCUACAGUGAGGUGGUGGUAGUCAGUGCGUCCUGCGGCAGCUUCACUUCUGCCAGUGUGCCCAUGGGCAGUUGUAGCUACGCUGUUUACCGGGAUGCUGUGUUGGGAGAAGAUUCUUCUUCUCUGAGAACCCUGUUACCUCCAGCACUGGGCAACACAACAGCUCCCAUUUCACCAGUCCCAAGCUGUGCUCUUCCAUUUCCAAUGUGUUGCCCUGGACGCAAUGAUGCCUGUCGCAGAGUCUCGUGCUACUGUGACCAAUAUUGCUUGCAAAACAACGACUGCUGUUCUAUGUGUCAACCUGCACAAGUACCACACGAACCACCAGCGAUGCCACACCACCUUCUGGUGGCUUUCGUAUAUCAAACUCAACAUCUGAAGGUUGGUCAUGUUAAUGUUAAAACUAACAAAAUGAGUCAGAAGAAAACUCAUGGUUUAGCAUGGCUCCUCUUUACUGUGUACUACAGCUCCAAGAAUGACCAGCGCUGCAACCACCUACUCACCAGAUACCCGACCUUAUGUAUCCCGGGUGCUCCAGCAGAGCUGCAGAGGCUGCACCGUGUCACUCGGGCUCAUCCGUACCCCUUAACAAGUGCCUACUCUCAGCCACAGACUGCACCAGCUGUGGCCAUCACUGGAAGCUACCGUUCUUCUAUCUGCUCCACUGAAAACCAGCACAGCUUCAGCAGCCUAUGGAGCUAUCUUGAAGGAUCAGCCAUGCUUGGAUCCAUCCAUGCAGAGCUGUUGAUCACAGUGGCUCUGGUUUUCCUGGCUCACUUGGGGACUAAAUGCAGAGCUGCAGGUGACAUAUCAAGUACUCUACCUGAAUGGAGUGGAAAGUCAGCCUAUGUUGUGCAGUGUUUCUCAAACCAACAAAUGACUUGUGAUUGGACAAGCAGCCAAAGAACGGUUCUGGGGGGUGUAAUUAACACUUUGGAGAGUCAUCCAUUGGACUUAAAGGGCGAGUACUGUCUGGAAUUCUGGUAUCUGAUACCAGUUGCAUCUCAGGGUUCUGAGCUCCGUGCUCUAAUCAAAAGCAGCACUGGUUUUGUAGAAAUCUGGACAUCCCCUGCCCUUCCAAGAGAUGCAUGGAGACAAGUGUCAGUAUCCCUGACUGCCUCUGAACCAGGCAUUCAGAUUGUGUUUGAAGCUGUUCCACCAAUGUUUCUAGACUGGACUACAAUGAGACAGAUGACUGUCAGAAGCGGUUUAUGUGUAAAUGCAGUUGAGGUCUUAACAACACCAACUCCAAAAAUUCAACAACCAGAUCAGACAUUGUGUCCACUUAACUGUGAUUUUGAUGUUAACAUUUGUGGAUGGGAGCAGCUAAUUGAGAACAAUUUUGAUUGGACAAGACAUUCUGGACCAACUAAUCCAAAUCUAGCGGGACUAAAUAAUGACCACACCACUGGAGCUGGUUUUUACAUGCAUAUUGAGGGUGAUGGCAUUACCCAUGGAGACUCUGCUCGAUUGAGGAGUUCAGUGUGCCAUUAUAAUGGUCCCCUCUGCUUGCAUUUCUGGUACUACGUGUACGGUUCAACUUCAAGUGUAGCUCUAAGUAGCUACCUGCUUCAGAAUGAUAGAGCAAUGAAGCUUUGGUCUGUGACAAACAACCAGGGAUCCGAAUGGCAUUUGGCUAAUGUUGAUGUCAAAGUCUCAAGUCCAUUUCAAAUAAUCAUUGAGGGAAUAAAAGGCUCUGAUGCCCUCUCUGACAUUGCUGUAGAUGACAUAUCAAUCACUUUAGGCUCAUGUUCAGAAGAUGCCAACCAAGCUGCAAAUAGUCAUCCAUUAACUACUGCAGAAGUGCACUAUUCACACUCAAUUUGCAGUCUUGACUGUAGCUUUACCAACGAUCUAUGUACCUGGAGUCAAAUGACCACAGAUGCUUUUGAAUGGACAAGAAGCAAUGGUUCAUCAACAGCACUGGCUUUUCCUGCUGACACUGGAGAUGAUCAUUUUCUCCAUAUUGAGUCCAUUAGUGCAACAUGGGGUGAUGCGGCUCGUCUAAUAAGCUCGGAGUGUUCAGAUACCGGCACUCACUGUCUUCAGUUUUGGUACAACAUGCAUGGUUCAGCAAGCACUGUGGGCCUAUACAUUUACCUACUUCAGAAUGGUGCCGCUGAUCUUGUUUGGAAAAGCAACAUCCAAGACAAUAUGUGGCACUUGACUCAAGUGGACUUGGACACCACACAAGUGUUUAAGGUAAUGAUCGAGGGACUCAAAGGUUCUGAUGAGCAGUCUGAUGUUGCAAUUGAUGAAGUAAAGCUCAAGUCUGGACCAUGCUCGGGUUUAAGUGAACAUACUGAAAACACGGCGACAACAAUUCUCCCAACAGUGGAACGACCAACAGCUCCAGAAGUAACCCCAGUGUCUACCACCUCCAUGGUCUCCCCCAUUGCCCACGUAACAAAUAAAAUUCCAGAGCCCCCUGUGCUCCAAGCUGUUACUGAGAAACCAUUAAUAACUGUGCCAAACAGCCCCACAACAGUCCCAGUGGUCCAUCCCAUUUUCAACACAACUGUGGAAUCUCUAAACAAAACUGACGGAUGCAAUCUGGACUGUGAUUUUGACACCAACUUGUGUCAGUGGAGUCAGCUGCUCACUGAUGUGUUUGAUUGGAAGAGGCAUAGUGGACCCACUUCUACUUCUAAAACUGGUCCAACUUCAGAUCACACAACAGGAGGAGGCCAUUACCUUUACAUUGAAUCCCAGAAUACCACACUGGGUAACACUGCUCGUCUCAUCAGCUCAGAAUGUUCAAUUACUGGCCCUCAUUGUCUGCAGUUCUGGUACCAUAUGUAUGGUUCAGCAAAUACUAUGGGCCUACAAGUUUACCUGCUCCAGAACAGUGUUGCCAAUACCAUUUGGCGGAAAAGGAACAACCAAGGUGAUCUUUGGCGUUUGGCUCAAGUAGAUUUAAACACACACCAACAAUUUCAGUUGAUCAUUGAAGGACGAAGAGGUUCUAAUGAGCAGUCGGAUGUGGCCAUUGAUGAUGUGAAGCUUUAUUCUAGAAGUUGCUCAGGUCCAGGUGGACAUUUGUCACCACAUCCAACUCGACCUGAUUUAAUGACAUCAGCUCCCCUGACUGUAUCUACCACAAUGGUCCCCAAAACCCCUUUGCUCCCUGUAACAAAUAAAGCACCAGAGCCCACUGUGCUCAAAGUUGUAACUGAAACACUGAUGCCUGUGCUCAACGCCACCACGCAGGCGCCUCCGGCGGUCCAGCCUGUGCUCAACGCCACCACGCAGGCGCCUCCGGCGGUCCAGCCUGUGCUCAACGCCACCACGCAGGCGCCUCCGGCGGUCCAGCCUGUGCUCAACGCCACCACGCAGGCGCCUCCGGCGGUCCAGCCUGUGCUCAACGCCACCACGCAGGCGCCUCCGGCGGUCCAGCCUGUGCUCAACGCCACCACGCAGGCGCCUCCGGCGGUCCAGCCUGUGCUCAACGCCACCACGCAGGCGCCUCCGGCGGUCCAGCCUGUGCUCAACGCCACCACGCAGGCGCCUCCGGCGGUCCAGCCUGUGCUCAACGCCACCACGCAGGCGCCUCCGGCGGUCCAGCCUGUGCUCAACGCCACCACGCAGGCGCCGGAAAGCUAUGGAUGCAAUCUGGACUGUGAUUUUGACACAAACUUGUGUCAGUGGAGUCAGCUGCUCACUGUGUUUGAUUGGAAGAGGCAUAGUGGGCCCAUUUCUACAACUGGUCCAACUUCAGAUCACACAACAGGAGGAGGCCAUUACCUUUACAUUGAAUCCCAGAAUACCACACUGGGUGACACUGCUCGUCUCAUCAGCUCAGAAUGUUCAAUUACUGGCCCUCAUUGUCUGCAGUUCUGGUACCAUAUGUAUGGUUCAGCAAAUACUAUGGGCCUACAUGUUUACCUGCUCCACAACGGUGUUGCAAAUGCCAUUUGGGAAAAAGGGAGCAACCAAGGCAAUCUUUGGCUUUUGGCUCAAGUAGAUUUAAACACACCACAACAAUUUCAGUUGAUCAUUGAAGGACGAAGAGGUUCUAAUGAGCAGUCGGAUGUGGCCAUUGAUGAUGUGAAGCUUUAUUCUAGAAGUUGCUCAGGUCCAAAUGGAAAUUUGUCAUCACAUCCAACUCGACCUGAUUUAAUGACAUCAGCUCCCCUGACUGUAUCUACCACAGUGGUCCCCAAAACCCCUUUGCUCCCUGUAACAAAUAAAGCACCAGAGCCCACUGUGCUCAAAGUUGUAACUGAAACACUGAUGCCUGUGCUCAACGCCACCACGCAGGCGCCUCCGGCGGUCCAGCCUGUGCUCAACGCCACCACGCAGGCGCCUCCGGCGGUCCAGCCUGUGCUCAACGCCACCACGCAGGCGCCUCCGGCGGUCCAGCCUGUGCUCAACGCCACCACGCAGGCGCCGGAAAGCUAUGGAUGCAAUCUGGACUGUGAUUUUGACACAAACUUGUGUCAGUGGAGUCAGCUGCUCACUGAUGUGUUUGAUUGGAAGAGGCGUAGUGGACCCACUACUUCUAAAACUGGUCCAACUUCAGAUCACGCAACAGGAGGAGGCCAUUACCUUUACAUUGAAUCACAGAAUACCACACUGGGUAACACUGCUCGUCUCAUCAGCUCAGAAUGUUCAAUUACUGGCCCUCAUUGUCUGCAGUUCUGGUACCAUAUGUAUGGUUCAGCAAAUACUAUGGGCCUACAAGUUUACCUGCUCCAGAACAGUGUUGCCAAUACCAUUUGGCGGAAAAGGAACAACCAAGGUGAUCUUUGGCGUUUGGCUCAUGUAGACUUAAACAUGAGAGAGCAAUUUCAAUUAAUCAUUGAAGGACGAAGAGGUUCCAGUGAGCAGUCGGAUGUGGCCAUUGAUGACUUGAAGCUUUCUAUUGGAAGUUGCUCAGGUCAAAAUUUUGCACCAAGUCCAACUCAACCUGAGCUACCAACCUCCGCUUCCCUGACUGUGCUAGUACCUACAACAGUGGACGCUAAACCCCCUAUGCUCACUGAGGCAAAUGAGGCACCAAAGCCCACUGCACUCCAAGUUGUAACAGAAACUCCAUGGAUAACUGUGGGCACCACCACCACUCAGGUGCCGGUGGGCCACCCGGGGCUCAAUGCCUCCACGGCGACUCCAGCGGGCCACCCGGGGCUCAAUGCCUCCACGGCGACUCCAGCGGGCCACCCGGGGCUCAAUGCCUCCACGGCGACUCCAGCGGGCCACCCGGGGCUCAAUGCCUCCACGGCGACUCCAGCGGGCCACCCGGGGCUCAAUGCCUCCACGGCGACUCCAGCGGGCCACCCGGGGCUCAAUGCCUCCACGGCGACUCCAGCGGGCCACCCGGGGCUCAAUGCCUCCACGGCGACUCCAGCGGGCCACCCGGGGCUCAAUGCCUCCACGGCGACUCCAGCGGGCCACCCGGGGCUCAAUGCCUCCACGGCGACUCCAGCGGGCCACCCGGGGCUCAAUGCCUCCACGGCGACUCCAGCGGGCCACCCGGGGCUCAAUGCCUCCACGGCGACUCCAGCGGGCCACCCGGGGCUCAAUGCCUCCACGGCGACUCCAGCGGGCCACCCGGGGCUCAAUGCCUCCACGGCGACUCCAGCGGGCCACCCGGGGCUCAAUGCCUCCACGGCGACUCCAGCGGGCCACCCGGGGCUCAAUGCCUCCACGGCGACUCCAGCGGGCCACCCGGGGCUCAAUGCCUCCACGGCGACUCCAGCGGGCCACCCGGGGCUCAAUGCCUCCACGGCGACUCCAGCGGGCCACCCGGGGCUCAAUGCCUCCACGGCGACUCCAGCGGGCCACCCGGGGCUCAAUGCCUCCACGGCGACUCCAGCGGGCCACCCGGGGCUCAAUGCCUCCACGGCGACUCCAGCGGGCCACCCGGGGCUCAAUGCCUCCACGGCGACUCCAGCGGGCCACCCGGGGCUCAAUGCCUCCACGGCGACUCCAGCGGGCCACCCGGGGCUCAAUGCCUCCACGGCGACUCCAUCAGAGCUUCCAGGAUGCCUACUUGACUGCAAUUUUGACAUAAACUUUUGUCAAUGGAGUCAGCUGCUGAAUGUAUUUGACUGGGAACGGUAUACUGGAUCUCCUACUAAAAACUUUAGUCCCCUUUCAGAUCACAGAACAGAAGGUCAUAUCUACAUUAAAACAAACAAAACGACAGUGGGUGAAACUUCUCGUCUCAUCAGCACAAAGUGUUCAAAUACUGGCCCUCAGUGUCUACAAUUUUUGUACCAUAUGCAUGGCUCUUCUGACACAAUGGGUCUCCAAGUAUAUCUUCUUCAGGACAGCAAAGCAAUCACUGUGUGGGGGAAAACAAAUGAUCAAGGCAACAUGUGGCACCAAGCUCAAGUAAACCUAGUAACAACUAAGACAUUCCAGAUCAUUAUUGAGGGACAAAGAGGUUCGCAUGAACAGACUGAAAUUGCCGUCGAUGACAUUUUCCUUCGUUAUGGGUUCUGUGAAGACCUGCUUGAAAUGACAACUAAUGCUCCAGUUACCUUGAACUAUCAACAACACUCUAUAUGGCCACAAAUAAGUGGCUCUCUACCUCCAACCCCUCAAAGUAAAGUGACUAGGGGUCAGUGGGUUUUGACUGCAACUAAAUUAUCUCCAGAGGACAUCUGGCCACAAAUGACAAAUCCAUCUCAAACCAGUGCUAAACCAAAGGUUAAAGCACAAUCUCAAAAUCAAGCCUCAGCCUUUUUGACAUCCAGACCACGUUUCUCAACUUUGCAACCAGCAACACUUAAAACACCAUCUUGUGCAGAGAACAGCCAUUUCACUACUUGCAUUCCUGAAUGCAGUCCAACUUGUGCCUACCUUCAUGGCUCACCACACUGCAGUGGCAACAUCUGCACUGCAGGAUGUGUAUGUAAUGAUGGCUUUGUACAAAAAGGGAAGUAUUGUGUGCCUAUACAAGAGUGUGGCUGUGUGGACAGUAAUGGCUUCAAACAUAAUUUCAAUGAAGUGUGGUACACCAAUCACUGCAGUCAGAAAUGUGAGUGUAAUGAUGAUCGUGGCAGUGGGGCUGUUAACUGUCAUGAUGAGGGAUGUGAUGACGACGAAGUUUGUCUGCAAAGUGAAAUGGGCCAGUAUUACUGCACAUCUACAGACUUCAGUGAGUGCACAAUCGAGGGGGACCCAGAGUACAAAACAUUUGAUAAAAUGAAGCAUGACUUUAAAGGGAAGCACUUGUAUGUGCUGGUCAGGACCAAAAACCUGCCAAGUAACCUUCCAGAAAUCUACAUAGAGGGUACCAAUGCAUGUGGUGACAAUGACCGUGAAACAAUUAAGGGUGAAGGCAGCCAGUCUGGUGAAGAGGAUGAUGAAAGCAGUCAACAUCAAAUGGAACAAUUUCAAGAGCUUAAAGUUAAAGUGUACAACCACACUGUGGCACUCAAGCCCAAACGCAAGGUGUUUGUGGAUGGACAACAAAUUAAUAUUCCAGUCUCUCCAGCUCCUGGCCUGAACAUCAAUGAGCAAUCCUCUCGUAUUUUCCUGAGAACUGACUUUGGUUUUGGUGUGGACUUAAGUUCACGCUGCAAAGCAGAAAUCAUUUUACCACAUUUCUACAAGAGCAGGGUGGAGGGCUUGUGCGGAAACUUUGACGGCCGAAAAAGGAAUGACAGAGUGAAGUCUGAUGGAACUAUGGCAAAGAGCAUUGACGAAUUUGGAGAAAGCUGGAGAGUUUGAAUCGGAAAUGGUGUCAAUAAAUGUUUUUAACAUACA
This is a messenger RNA of Nothobranchius furzeri (turquoise killifish), 15749 nucleotides long. The record is from RefSeq and is a predicted model, not a curated record. NCBI's taxonomy places the organism in Eukaryota, Metazoa, Chordata, Actinopteri, Cyprinodontiformes, Nothobranchiidae.